AGAAUCGUACUUCGCCAUAGAGCUUGUAUACAAAGAAUGAAUUAAGUAUCUUGUGUUAUAUAGCACACAAGAAGCACAAGAACAUAUGUAAGCACAAUUGGAGCACUGCUUAAAUAUAUAUUUACGUUGUCAGUUUAUUUCAUAGAGAUUAAAAUUACGCGAGGUCUUUGAAGCUGAUGGUAGUGUAAAAACAGCAAUUUUUUCAAAGCAUGAAAAUCAGUUCAUGCUCCACGGUAUAUGUGCUACGAACCAUUGGUUAAAGUUCAUAGUCGAUCGUCACUCCUGUUCAGAAGUCUUGUACACUCGAGGAUCAUGGUUAAGUUCCUGGGUCAAAAUGAAGCGAUCAACAUUGAUCAAGAGUUGUUCAACGAAUAUAAAUUCAGCGUGGACCAGUUAAUGGAACUUGCUGGUUUAAGCUGUGCUGUGGCGAUCGCAAAGUGUUAUCCAAUAUCUGACCUAAGAGACAGUAACAUUCUUGUAUUCUGUGGGCCCGGAAAUAAUGGGGGCGAUGGACUUGUUUGUGCUAGGCAUCUUAAGCUGUUUGGAUAUUGCCCCUCCGUAUACUAUCCGAAGCGUACGGAGAAACCUCUUUAUCAAAAUUUAACUACACAGUGCCAGGCAAUGGCAGUACCAUUCUUGGAAGACGCUCCAACUGCAGAAGCACUGAACAAAAAUUAUUCACUCCUAGUGGAUGCUUUAUUUGGGUUUAGUUUCAGGCCUCCUAUGAGGGAAGAAUUUGUGUCUGUUGUGGAUGCAAUAAAGAAGAGUGGAGUACCUCUUUGCAGUGUUGACAUACCAAGUGGAUGGGAUGUAGAAGAUGGCGCUCCUGAAUCGGGAGGCCUAGAGCCAGAUUUGCUUAUCUCUCUUACAGCUCCCAAGAAAUGUGCUGAAAAGUUUAGAGGAAGGUUUCAUUAUCUUGGGGGACGUUUUGUUCCCCCUGCUUUGGAAAAGAAAUAUGAUCUUAAACUCCCGAAAUAUCCAGGCACAGAAGUAUGUGUAAAACUCUAAUGGAUUAUGUAUGAUACAGUGCAUUAGGGUAAACCUAUACAGAAUAAAUGCAGCAAUACAGGGUAAUGCUUGUAAAGAAUGUAAUGAUUUAUACUUAAAAUAGGGUUGUAUACUUAAAUAUUUCAGAAUCAUGGGGAUAUGUUGCAUUAUGAACUGAAAAAUUUAAAGUUCUAUAAUCUGUAAUGUGUUAGGAAGUUGUCAUUGUACCAGGGCUUGAAUGUUGCUUAUAAAAUAAAAUAUGUUAGUGGUGGUAGAUGUUGAA
Cryptotermes secundus is the source of this 1270-nucleotide messenger RNA. RefSeq names its product NAD(P)H-hydrate epimerase (gene Naxe). NCBI's taxonomy places the organism in Eukaryota, Metazoa, Arthropoda, Insecta, Blattodea, Kalotermitidae. Gene Ontology annotation, molecular function: NAD(P)HX epimerase activity. The coding region runs from base 238 to 1008 and encodes 256 amino acids. The record is from RefSeq and is a predicted model, not a curated record. The transcript has 2 exons. Gene Ontology annotation, cellular component: mitochondrion.